Cylicostephanus goldi is the source of this 246-nucleotide messenger RNA. NCBI's taxonomy places the organism in Eukaryota, Metazoa, Nematoda, Chromadorea, Rhabditida, Strongylidae. The record is from the annotation of a GenBank genome assembly.
AUGAGUCUGUGGAAGUUCCCGCGAGAUGAUCGAGUACAGCUUCUCGAGUUCCGAUGCCAAAAGCUAAAUCAGUCUUUGGAGAAUCACGCAAUCAAAAAACUGGAAAGUGUUUCUUACCUGACUGUGACUCAGAUCGAGGAUAAGAUGCUGCAGUCGUCGGGUGUCAUUGAGAUAGGGGGCAUAUUGGGAAAGUACUUCUUGGAUUUCCUCGUUCGAGAGAGUGGAGACGUCGUUUCCGAAGUCUAA